UCCGAUAGCAUCGAUACUAAUUAUAUUUGUCAUUUCGGUGAUGGAUUCCCAUUACUAUAAAAGCCGGGAGGCUUUUUGCCAAUCGACAGACAUCAUAAGUCAUGUUUUUGAACAGUGUCAUUUUGCUGCAAAUCCUUUUGGCCCUUUGCCAUGGCGGCUUGGCUGAGAAAAUGCUGCGGCCCAAGUUCAAGGAUAUCAAGAUUUGGAGUGAAGAGAAGAUAGUGAGCCACAAGGUGGCCUACGACAAUUCGGAUCCGCAUUUGAACUUUUCCAUGGAAGUGCAUCAGGAGCUGCACGAUGUGGAUGUGCACUUGGAAGUGCGUAUAUCUAACAAACUGGAUCCGUACUACACAACCACUCUGAACACCACCAUGAAUGUUUGCCGAAUCCUCGGCUUUGCCAAGAAAUCACCAGUGGGCCGUUUUGUGCACGGUUUCAUACGUGAAUACGGCAACAUUGUUGAGAGCUGUCCGAUUGCCAAGGGCUCAUACUUCAUCAACAAGUUCUGGUGGCCAGAAGAUCCAACAACGGCCAUUCUGCCUGAACUCGAGUUCGAUAUUCAGUUUGAGGCCCUGCAUCUGGAUGCCAACAAGAAGCGCACGGUCAUCAUGAACGAUCACAUUUCUGGCGAGUUCAAUGUUCAAGAUGUCAGCAACCUAAAGCCCGGUAUAUUCGCCAUGCUGCCCAAGACGAGCUAAACCAAAUAAUUCAUGGAACUCAAAUUUAACCAGUUUCUUUUUUAAACAAGCACUUUCAAUGUUUCAAUGGUAUUUCUGAAAUUUGUCUUACAGUUUUUUCCUUAAUGUAGUAAAAAGCAAUGCAUUU
Messenger RNA from Drosophila novamexicana, 825 nucleotides. RefSeq lists its product as uncharacterized. NCBI's taxonomy places the organism in Eukaryota, Metazoa, Arthropoda, Insecta, Diptera, Drosophilidae. The transcript has 3 exons. The record is from RefSeq and is a predicted model, not a curated record. Bases 102 to 698 code for a protein of 198 amino acids.